AGAAAAUCUGAGCGGUAUUGAUGGCGCCCAAGGCGGAGAAGAAGCCGGCGGCGAAGAAGGUGGCGGAGGAGGAGCCCUCGGAGAAGGCGGCUCCGGCGGAGAAGGCCCCCGCGGGGAAGAAGCCCAAGGCGGAGAAGCGGCUACCUGCGGGCAAGUCCGCCGGCAAGGAGGGCGGCGACAAGAAGGGUAGGAAGAAGGCGAAGAAGAGCGUGGAGACCUACAAGAUCUACAUCUUCAAGGUCCUGAAGCAGGUGCACCCCGACAUCGGCAUCUCCUCCAAGGCCAUGUCCAUCAUGAACUCCUUCAUCAACGACAUCUUCGAGAAGCUCGCCGCGGAGGCCGCCAAGCUCGCCCGGUACAACAAGAAGCCCACCAUCACCUCCCGCGAGAUCCAGACCUCCGUCCGCCUCGUCCUCCCCGGCGAGCUCGCCAAGCACGCCGUCUCGGAGGGUACCAAGGCCGUCACCAAGUUCACCUCGUCUUAGCCGCCUUGUUGUAGGCGUCGUUGUUGUCUGCUUCUCAAGCAAGCACUGUCAUGUGCCGCUUCUCAUGGCAGUAGUGGUGGUUGGCUGGUGUGUGUAAGUGGUGCAGUGGCUUUUGCCUGUGUUAUGAAUUUAGUCAUGGUGGUAAUGUAUUGCUAUGGUUAUUUGAAUGUUGAUCAGUGAUCUUAUGUCCGCC
This is a messenger RNA of Zea mays, 678 nucleotides long. Its product is annotated as histone 2B5. Gene Ontology annotation, cellular component: nucleosome. The record is from RefSeq and is marked validated. Lineage: Eukaryota; Viridiplantae; Streptophyta; Magnoliopsida; Poales; Poaceae. Gene Ontology annotation, molecular function: structural constituent of chromatin; protein heterodimerization activity; DNA binding.